This is a messenger RNA of Seminavis robusta, 702 nucleotides long. Lineage: Eukaryota; Bacillariophyta; Bacillariophyceae; Naviculales; Naviculaceae. The record is from the annotation of a GenBank genome assembly.
AUGUGUAGUAAAGAAGAUGAUCUGGAGACCCCGACAUGGUGGUGUCAUGAUGGCACACUCAAGAGAGUCAUCAAGGUGGCGCGUCUAGCACGGACUACAAAAGACGAGGAAAAUGCAAAAUUAACUUUCAUAUGGGCAGGCGCUCUGUCUGGCUUCAUCAGUCAUGGGCUGCGUCCACAUUAUCCAAGAAUUGAGGACCGUACGCCUGAAGAGCUCAGGGAGGCGACUGCACUAUUUGAGAAAAUCUCCAAAACUGGUGGUCCAGUGGCACAUGACUCUCACAAACUCUCUGAAUUCUUGAAGGAAGUUGCAGAAUGCCGCCAGAUGCGCAUCAUAGCACAGACCCCAAGUUUCACCGAGAUUGAGGAAGUUCCUAUCCUAAAUGCUUGGGAUUCUGGAAUGUUGAGAGGCGUCUUUGAAGCCGGUGAAUGGGUUCAAAUUCAUGGCCUUGUAAGUCCUAAAGGUUCUGCAAUGAACCUAAAGCUAGGCCUGGUCUGCAAAGAUGGGUUGCGAGAUGGCCGUCAAGUUGUACAAGUUGAGGGGUUUAAGGAAUGCAAGUUGAUUCGCCCACAAAACUUGAUGGCAUUGCCAUUUUCUGAGCUUCUUUUGGCUCUUGUUUCAUGCUUGGAAGAAGAAGAUGUGCAAUGGAUGUGCGCCAGAAAAGCUAAAGAGAUGCUGCCAAGGGCAUACAUCUGGUCGUAG